UCUGUCGGUCUGCUUCUUUGAGGGAAUUAAGCAAACAGAUACAAUCCAUACAUCAUCGAUGGCGUUGAAGCUCUAUGGAGUUCCCAUGUCGACCUGCACCGCCCGUGUCUUAGCAUGUCUUCACGAGAAAUGCGUAAAUUUUGAUCUCAUCCCCGUUAACCUCGCCGUGGGCGAGCACAAGCAACUACCUUUCCUCUCUAAGAAUCCAUUCGGUGUGAUUCCGGUACUGGAAGACGGAGAUCUAACACUAUUCGAAUCUAGAGCGAUAACGGCGUACUUGUCGAAGAAAUACAAGGAUCAAGGUGAGGAUUUGCUGAGAUUGAAAGGGGGAAAUUUGAAGGAAGAAGCCAUGGUAGGGGUAUGGAUCGAAGUGGAAUCGCAGCAAUACUCCCCUGCCAUUACACCUAUCAUCUCUGAAUACUUCUUGGCUCCUAUGCGAGGAAGAACCCCUGAUCAGAAGGCGAUCGAUGAUGGAAUUGAAAAGUUUACGAAGGUAUUGGAUGUGUACGAGGCGAGAUUGUCGCAGAGCAAGUACUUGGCUGGGGAUUUCUAUAGUCUUGCAGAUCUUCAUCAUCUCUCUUACACCCAUUACUUCAUGAAGUCUCCUUGGACUUCUCUCAUCAACUCUCGUCCUCAUGUUAAGGCUUGGUGGGAAGAUAUCUCUUCAAGGCCUGCUUUCCUGAAGGUUUCUCAGGUCAUGACUUUUGGUGAUAAGAAAUAAACAAACACCAACACCACCACCACCACCAUUAGAAUGAA
Telopea speciosissima is the source of this 759-nucleotide messenger RNA. Its product is annotated as glutathione S-transferase F13-like. Gene Ontology annotation, molecular function: glutathione binding; glutathione transferase activity. The record is from RefSeq and is a predicted model, not a curated record. The transcript is spliced from 2 exons. Gene Ontology annotation, cellular component: cytoplasm. Lineage: Eukaryota; Viridiplantae; Streptophyta; Magnoliopsida; Proteales; Proteaceae. Bases 59 to 721 code for a protein of 220 amino acids.